AUGCUCUACUCCUUCGGCUCCAACAGCGCCGGCCAACUCUCCCUCUCACACCUCUCCGACACCCCCACGCCCACUCCCUGCACCACCACCGCCCCCCUCCCUCGCUCCGCACCCACCAUCGUCUCCGGCGGAAACCACACCCUCCUCCUCUUCCCCACCGGCGCCGUCUUCGCCGCAGGCGACAACACCCACGCGCAAUGCUGCCACCCGCCCUCCACCCCACAGCUCACAUCCUUCCACCCCGUCCCCCUCCCCCACAUCACACUCGCCUCCGCCGGCUGGAACUUCACCGUCCUGUCCACCACCGCCGGCGACAUCUACGUCUCCGGCCAGGGCCCCAAAGGCGAGCUCGGCCUCGGCCCCGUGACCUCUGCGGCGCUGCAGCGACUACCAGACUUUCCGCCGCCGGGGACGAGGGUGGUGGCGCUGGCGUCGGGGAUGGCGCAUACGCUUGCUGUGCUCGACAGCGGCGAGGUGUAUGGGUGGGGCGCGGGGCGGAAGGGGCAGCUGGGGAUGCCGGCUGUUGCGGUGGUGGAUGUGCCAAGGAAGGUGGGUGUGGGCUGGGAGGUGGAGAUGGCGGCGUGUGGAAGGGAGUUUAGUGUUUUACUGUCGCGCGCGGAUGAGGGCGGUGUGAGGAGGGUGGUCGUGCUGGGGGGCGAUAAAUAUGGGCUCCGCGAGGGGCUCGGGGAGGAGGAGCUUGUGGGCGUGGUGGGCGUGCAGGCGGGGUGGGGGGGCUUGGUGGUGAGGUUUGAGGGCGGGAAGGUGAGGGGGUGGGGGAGGGAUGAUAGGGGGCAGUUGCCGCCGGGGGGGUUGGAGGUGGAGGCGGUGGCGGUGGGGAGCGAGCAUGGGGUUGCGGUGGUGGCGGGGGAGGUUGUGGCGUGGGGGUGGGGCGAGCAUGGGAAUUGCGGGGGGGGCGGGGAUGUGGCGGGGGGGGCGGUGAGGGGGGUGGCGGUGCCCGGGGCGCGGGGGAGGGUGCUGGGCGUGGGGGCGGGGUGUGCGACGAGUUGGGUGUGGGUUGAGGAGGAGGGGGUGGGGAAUACAACCCCACCCCAACGAGAGUCAACACCACAAUGCCCGCCGCCGACCGCUCACUGGGCCGCGACGUCCACAUCUACGCUACAAACGACCCCCACAGGCCCAGUUCUCGGCGGUCUCGUCCUCACCAACGGCGUGACGAACGCCAACCUCUACUCGAUGGUGGAGAUCAUCCUCACCUUCGGCAGUGGUAGUGACUACCAUCUGCAAAACGCAGGCGGCAGCCAGGUCGACAGGGACGACCAUCCACUGCUGCCCGGUAAUUACUACGUUGCCACCGAUGGUUCCUUCUCGGUCAACAGUGAGCCUUGGCUGGCUCGUACGCUUUCGGUGGCUAGCGGAACCCUUGCAGCGUUCCGUGAUGCUGUCCGUGAGCGGGACCGGCGAUGCGUCAUCACUGGAGAAGAGGCGCUUGAUGCUGAAUAUGGCAUCUGGGAGGGCUUUGAGGCUGCGCACAUCUUUCCGCUAGCACACGAAGGACACUGGAGGGACCAUGACUAUGGUCGGUGGAUCACUCCUAGCGGAGGAUCCAUCAACUCUGUGCAAAACGGUGGCGAGCCGGUUUUCGAGUGUGAUUUCCCGCCGGGUUCGGACAUGAUGGGGGAGAUUAGGGAGGGCCCGAAGGCGGCGGAAAGGAUGGAAUAUGAGCUGUUCAGUCGCCUGGCGGGAGUCUCGUGA
This is a messenger RNA of Morchella sextelata, 1713 nucleotides long. RefSeq lists its product as uncharacterized. Lineage: Eukaryota; Fungi; Ascomycota; Pezizomycetes; Pezizales; Morchellaceae. The record is from RefSeq and is a predicted model, not a curated record. The transcript has 4 exons. The coding region runs from base 1 to 1713 and encodes 570 amino acids.